Spodoptera litura is the source of this 1448-nucleotide messenger RNA. The record is from RefSeq and is a predicted model, not a curated record. Lineage: Eukaryota; Metazoa; Arthropoda; Insecta; Lepidoptera; Noctuidae.
AUGGCCCGCAAACCGAUCGCAGACCGCGUGGGUGCAACCCCGCCGCGACCAAGUUUAGUCUUCAGUGUGAAGAAUCAUCCGAAUGUGCCAGAUUUUCAGCAGUGUGUGUCCUUUGAAAAAUACCACCAAUCAGAUCACAGUAGAGUGAUGCUCAGGCGAUCGGACCAGAGACCACUGGCACGCGCUCGAAGAAGAACACUCCGUAUGACUGUUACUAUAGUGACUGUUUUCGCUUGCUGCUGGCUACCUUACGCUACCAUGACUUUAUGGUACAUGCUAGAUCGCAAGUCAGCAGUCCACGUGUCAGCAAGAGUCCAGGACCUGUUCUUCAUCAUGGCAGUCUCCAACUCCUGCAUGGAUCCUCUAGUCUACGGCUCCUAUAUCAUAGACCCUAGAACCUUUAAGAGGACGAUUAGGAAGAUCUUCUGCAUCCAUGUCAGCCCUUCAGAAAUACCAGGAAUUACCGGCCCUGACAUGAGGACAAAAGUGAGCAUUCGACAACCAAGCAGGGAAAUCACACAAUUGGAAAACAUCCGUCUAACAUGCGUUCGUCGUCACAAGGUGCGGUUCGAAGAGCUUUCAAUAGUCAGACCAAGUGUGAACUCAGAUCCUAUACCUCAUUGGUCAGAACAUUCUGCGGUUGACGAGCGAACAAUGAAGGCAUCCCGAAGCUGCGAAAUCUUUGUCCUUCACAGUCCGAAGAGGAACUUCAGAUAGCGAUCAAACACGCCUGGUUAUACCCAGGAAAGUAAAUUUUGAACUGACAAAAACUAAAAUUAAAACCUAUGUGAUGUCUAUUUUUGAAUUGUGCUCAGUGGUAAAUUAAAAAAACGGUUGUGAUAAAAAAAUAUAUAACUAUUUUUAAACGAAUGAAUAUUGUGACUAAGACAAUGAGGUUGGAAACUGAUUAGUUUUAAAAUUUUUAAUUAAGAAUGUGAAUUGUAAAUAGGAGAUUUCGGUUUUUGCUGGUCUGAUGGCACUAGGUGUUCAAUCAAGUAUUAUUGUUGAGAGGCGAUUUUUCAAUCAUCAGGUAAUUAUUAACUGUAGAAUAAAAUUUAAAGUUUUUAGUAUGGAAGUAUUGUCAAAUGUUCAUAGUUAUUUCCCAGUUAAAAUUUACGUGGCGUUGGAAAAAUCGGCCCUUAUUCAAAUUUUAACUGACCAAAAUAUUUUCACAUUCGUAAUUAUAUAUUCUUUAUGUAUGUUAGCGUAUGUUAAAAUAAUGUGAACAUUUCGGAUGCAAAAACACUGAUAGGUAAACAUUAGUUAAGCCAUAUUUCUUUAUUUUAUGUAUAAAGUUUCUAUUGAUAUCUAAGUCAGUCACUUCCAUUAAUUUAGAUUAGUAGACCAAAUGUAAAGAUGUGUGCCAAACUGUACUGUUUACGAUGCCAAAGUAGCUAUUUCCUUAAUCACCCUAAUAUUAUAGAUAUGAAAGUUUCUUUGAUUGGAUC